AUGCCUCUCCAGAUUCCCAUUGACGCGAUUACCUCGCGAUUCGGUGAUCGCUUCAACAGUGUCCGCUCCCAAUCCUUCGGCACGCGCUUUGCCAAUCUGCGACCGGUUUCCGAGUUCUUGGACAUCAAGCGCGUGUCGAAGCCCGCCAACUUCGGCGAGGUCCAGAGCCGCGUGAACUACAACCUGUCCUACUUCUCUAGCAACUAUGCCGCCGUCUUUGUGAUGCUCAGCAUCUACAGCUUGCUGACCAACCCACUUCUGCUCUUUGUCAUCAUCCUAGUCACCGGUGGUCUCUACGGAAUUGGGAAGCUGCAGGGUCACGACUUGGAACUGGGCUUUGCUCGAUUUAACACCUCCCAGCUGUAUACCGGACUGCUGAUCGUCGCGGUGCCUCUGGGAUUCUGGGCCUCGCCCAUUAGCACUGUGCUCUGGUUGAUCGGAGCCACCGGUGUGACCGUUUUCGGCCACGCUGCUUUUGUGGAUAAACCAAUCGAGAAUGCUUUUUCCGAGGAGGCGGUCUAG
This is a messenger RNA of Aspergillus sclerotioniger CBS 115572, 522 nucleotides long. RefSeq names its product putative COPII vesicles protein Yip3. Gene Ontology annotation, cellular component: Golgi apparatus. The transcript has a single exon. The record is from RefSeq and is a predicted model, not a curated record. The coding region runs from base 1 to 522 and encodes 173 amino acids. Lineage: Eukaryota; Fungi; Ascomycota; Eurotiomycetes; Eurotiales; Aspergillaceae.